AUGUUUUUCGGCGAGGAAUUGGUAGUAGAUUGUAGGCUCCUCCCGGUCAACGCCCUAAAGCUUUUGGGCGAUCGCAAUAUCAGCCGUAGGAGGGAGGGGGUCAGUAUAGUUGAAAAUACACUACGCGACUACCGCGCCGCAAAGCCUGGCGGUUUAAAAGACGAUCAAGAGGUUAAUAGGUUGCUGGACACAAUCAAGAAGUCUUUACUCGACCACUCCGUUCCUUCAUACAGAAAUGGCGGAUUAUUGUGCAUGGCCUGCGUUUCUCUGGCCUUGGAGGAUGACAUUGAGCACUACUCAUUUACUAUUAUCAGCUUAAUACUUAAAGCGUUUUCUGACCACGAUUCAAACGUCAGAUAUUACGCCUGUGAAGCACUAUAUAACAUCGCAACAUGUGCCAAGAAAAUGGUAAUGGAAAUGUUUGAGCAGGUGUUUGAUGCCCUGUGCAAACAAUGUUCUGAUAUUGACAAUAAUGUCAGAAAUGGCGCGUUUUACCUGGACCAACUGCUCAAGGAUCUGGUAUGUGAAUGUCAAGAGCCUCCGACACUGGCAAUUUGUACCAUUUUGGCAUCGAAAAUGCACUUAUGCAAUUCACACAUUAGACAGCUAAUUAUCACUUGGAUUAUGGCAUUGAACAAUGUACCCGCAAUGAAUCUGAUGUCGCACCUUGGUAUCAUUUUAGGUGGUUUAAUAAAUAUGCUUGCAGAUAGCAACCGCGAUGUGCGUAAUGCUGCAGACGAUUGUUUGACAUAUUUCCUCGGAGAAAUUAAAAAUGGCAGCCAGUAUUAUAUAUUGGAGGAUGUAUUACAUGUGUUGGUACUUAACUUGAAGCGCAAAGAACCCUCUAUACGAUUAACUUCGAUCGUUUGGGUACAUGAAAUCAUGUGCAACAAGCCACAUAUAGCCUCUCAUAGCCUGUUUCCCACCCUACUGGACUGUGUUCUAUAUUGUAUUGCGGAUGGAAAUGAGGAAAUUAGGGAAAUUGCUCAGGGAACUAACAAGUUGAUACUUGACAAUUCCAAUGUGUUUGACAUCAAGGAUGAAAAGGAACUUGCUAAUAUGCUUUUAAUAUGGAUGCGUAAGUGCGAUCAGCAAGCAUCAAUACUAGCUAGUCUGGAUUGGUUGCUUUUACUAAUUUCCAAAAGGCCAAUGGAUCUAAUGCCUAUAAGUGAGGAAAUGGCGGCCAGUGUGCUCGAGUGCUUGAAAUUGGAGAAUCAUGCUGUUAUGCUUAAGUCGCUAGGCGUGUUAGCAGAGAUUGCUAAAUUUGGACAGAAUUACAUCUUCUUGGUAGUGCAACAGUUACUUUUUCUCUUUCGGGAUAACAGGAACCUGCUGAAAAAAAAUGGUAAAGAUACAUUCCAGAAGCUUUGCUCCCUGCUGGACCCCCAGCAAUUGUACGAGAUUCUAGCAGAUUGCGUCCUGAUUGAGGGGGACCUGAGCUACGUCCACCAGUUAAUACACGUCUUAAAUUGGACCCUCCUCACCACAAGGGAAACAGUGGCACUGAGAAAUCACUUGUUGACUGACCAGCAUUACGCUACCAAGAUUUUCAAGUCAUGGUUUAACAACCUGUGCUCUGCACUAUCUUUGUCCAUAUGGACAGAAAAGUACGAAUUAUCGUGCGAGAUCGUCAGGCAAAUAAGUUCUAUUGUGCCUUCGUCUGGGUUUAUGUCGCAGUUGGAUCGCUUCGUCCAUUUGCUCGAGUCCCCUAUAUUUAUUAAAACGCGAUUGCAUCUUCUUCACCCUAGGAAGUAUCCCAGUCUCUUACAGUCGUUGCUGGGUCUAUCAAUGAUUUUAACACAAAACCAAACCAACAAGCUCCUAAUCCAAAGGCUAUCUGUUGCGCAGUUGUGCCUAGCAGACUGCAAAAAUAAUGACAGUUCCAUUGAGAUUAAGGUUGAAAAUAUGCAGCAGCUCAAAAUGGAGCUGGAGAGUGUUAUCCAGAGACAUAUUGAAUACCUGAAUGAUCAUACGUAUGAAACUUGUAAUAGAGUCGCUAAACUGUAA
Messenger RNA from Babesia microti strain RI, 2007 nucleotides. RefSeq names its product Vacuolar protein 14 C-terminal Fig4p binding. Lineage: Eukaryota; Apicomplexa; Aconoidasida; Piroplasmida; Babesiidae. The record is from RefSeq and is a predicted model, not a curated record. The transcript has 11 exons. The coding region runs from base 1 to 2007 and encodes 668 amino acids. Gene Ontology annotation, cellular component: endosome membrane; PAS complex. Gene Ontology annotation, biological process: positive regulation of kinase activity; phosphatidylinositol biosynthetic process.